This is a messenger RNA of Hypoxylon trugodes, 2035 nucleotides long. RefSeq lists its product as uncharacterized. The transcript has 2 exons. The coding region runs from base 276 to 1931 and encodes 551 amino acids. Lineage: Eukaryota; Fungi; Ascomycota; Sordariomycetes; Xylariales; Hypoxylaceae. The record is from RefSeq and is a predicted model, not a curated record.
GGCAGCACUUCAGCAGGUCUCAGCCUUGUUGUGCGACACCCUCACCCUGCUGCACCCUGGUCCUGCAUGGUUGCAGUAUUGCAGUAGUUUGGUUGCUACCCUGUCUUGUCUUCGCCUCUUUUCUUAAAAGAUCAUUUCAUUUUUUUCACCGGCUUCCGUUUUUCUUCUUAUUCCUUCUAUCGUUCUUGAUGCCAAUUUGGGUUAAUUUUUUUUUGCUACGCUUUCCAACAUCCUCAAACUUGGCCUGGCUUGGAUAUUUGGUCCUGGUUUGAGCCAUGGCUCGUUCAAUAUCUUACCCCGGUUUUCUACGCCUUCCACCAGCUACCGCUGCUCUUCUCAUCAGCGCGGCUUUCGGAUUGACGAAUGGUCACGCGCUACCCAGACAAACGAAGACGGUGGAAUUACAUGAGUUGAAUGUUGUUUCUUUCCCGCAACCCACAGAAGCUCCGAUUUUACUUUCCGAUUUAUUACCAAGACAGGCACAGAACACGGUAUGCGGCUAUAUUGGGGGAGAUACAAACCUACCUGCGACAUGUUCUGCAGGGUCCCAUUGCGUAUUGGAGAAGGACCACGGUGUGGUGGGCUGUUGUCCGGACGGCGGACCUUGCUCGACGGGUAUAUUUACGGGUUGUGUAGACCGGAAUAGCGACCUACAAACCGAACUCAAUCCUUACGUCUACACGUGCCAAGGCUCCAACGUGUGCUAUAGGAAUGAGUUCGCCGGCGGGUAUUUUCAAUUCGGCUGUGGAACCGCUUCAUCCCUAGGCACUACUGUCGAAACCUCCGUUGAUGGCAUGACAAGCUUGGUGUUCGAAAGCAAUUCUAUGCUGCUGACAGCGUUACCAACCGCUCUUCCUGAACCCACUUCCAUCGGGUCACAGCCUUCUAGUGUAACGGACGAUCCUACGGGUGAUCCCUCGUCUAGUUUGCCGAAUUCUUCAUCACCAAAUGCAACACCCACUUCCGCUACCUCUGUAUCAUCAGCCUCUAACUCGCUAUCAUCAUCGUCUUUACUCACAUCUUCCGGGUCCUCUUCCUCAUCUUCAUCGUCGUCAUCUAAAUCUUCGUCAACAACUAAAACCUCUUCAUCAACCACUGCCUCGUCAAGUUCUACAGGCACUCCGACAACAACGAACAGCGCUCCAGUAGAAUCAUCUACUGACCCCAGCGCACCCGCAGCAGUAGGAUCUAGUACCACAAAUAGAGGGGCUAUCAUCGGAGGAUCUAUCGCAGGAGCCGCCGUUUUGAUAGCAGUGCUAGUUGCUAUAGCACUUUUCUAUCUCCGUAAGCGGCGCAAUAAUCGUGAAGGCCCCGGGCCUUUACCAACAGAUGCGCCGCCACGGACGGAUUACAUAAGCCCGAUGAGCUCUCACGGCGCAGCCUUUGCACCUUUACCAUCAUGGCAAGAUGAUGAGGAAGACACGCGACCAUUGACACAGUACCCACAGCCGUACCACCCAAUCCAGGAACCGUGGCAAGCGGAACCGAGUAUGGCAGCAGCAGCUAGACCGCCGACAACGAAUCGUGGUUUCUCGCAGCCGUUGCGAUAUCAUCCAGCGACCAUACGCCCCGUAGUGCCCUUAGGUGGCGUAGGAACCGGAUUAACGCCAGUAGCAGAAGAAGAAAAUCCAAGCGAACGUGGCGACCACGAUCGUCCAAGUACCGGUACCACUGGAGUAGGAAUGGCAGGAGGACCUAGAUCAUCCGAACUCGACGACUUCUCGCGCGCAUACUCAAGUGCUGGAAUUGGUACCCAGGAAAUCGAAGACGACAGACAACCACUUACCGCGACGAACUCAGACGAGAAUACAUUAGGAUCAGGUGCUAUUUCACCAGAGGGAAGUCAAACUCCGCCUCGCGGUGGAGGAGGCGGGAAUAGACCGUUGUGGCAGCAGAAUCGACAACAGGGGAGGAAUAUGAUGUGGCUAUAAUUCUUUUUUGAGGCUGCAUCCGUAUAUACAUGCGUUUCACUCCAUCAUUAUUACAAUUGUUUUGUGCAAGGCGACGAAAAUAACGACUUAAUCAAUUAAUACCC